AUGGCCCAUUGGAGGGAGGAGUAUUUGGCUGCGUUGGCCGUACGGGAUCAGAGAGAAAAGGCCAACGUCGCACUCUAUGAGGCCUAUACUCACCUCGCUGAUCGCACCGCCACGCUUACAACCCCCAUAGGCGCAGCUGCCAGUCCUGCAGUAGAUCAGUCGUCGAUCCACAAAGAAACGCAGCGCACUGUUCCUUUGGGUGCGACAGCCAAGAAAGGAACGACUGAGACGGGGGUCUCGCCAACGGAGCUUUUGAAUGCUGCUCGUGCAGACUUAUCGGAGGCACAGCGUUUUCGAUCAGAGUUGCAGGACAAACUGAAUCGAGUGACGGCUGAAGUGGAGAAACUUCGCAAGAAAAACACCCAGGACGCUCGCCGAAUCAACGUAUUAGAAAGCGAGAGGCUGCAGUUAAAUUCGCGACUCAAAGACAGGGAUGAGGAGUUACGAGGCAAAGCCAAACUGCUAGAGGACUUCCAAGAUGAGAUGGCGACCUUGAAUCUCCAACUAAACAUGGCCGACCAAAAGUCAAAUAAGCUUCAGCAUGAGAAUCAGGAGUUGGUUGACCGCUGGAUGGCUAGAAUGGGUCAAGAGGCAGACGCUAUGAACGAUGCGUCCAAGUUUUCAUAG
Messenger RNA from Penicillium odoratum, 627 nucleotides. Its product is annotated as ATG16 family protein. The record is from RefSeq and is a predicted model, not a curated record. Lineage: Eukaryota; Fungi; Ascomycota; Eurotiomycetes; Eurotiales; Aspergillaceae. Bases 1 to 627 code for a protein of 208 amino acids. The transcript has 3 exons.